UGGAAAUUCUACCAUGCGAGUUUCUCGGGCUUGUCGUUUGCAGUUUCUUGUACUAGUAACUAGUUUUCAAAUUUGUGGUACUUUCUCCCUGUUUGAGUUGCGAAACGUUUGGUUUAAUUAAAUUUCUGUUGUAUUUUAAAAUGUUUGCAGCGUGCCAAGUGAUCUAAAGCUCGUUAGGAGAUUGGGUUGCCUUUCUCAGGUUUGCCAUCGUUGUGGCUGUACGUUUUCAGGCCCAGGCACCACGAUCCCGCCACGAUCGUGAUGAGCGUAGAACGUUUCCAGCUAAAACAAUCAGCGCAAAUAAAAGACGCACCAUCUAAAACAGUCUCGGUUCUCGACGCAAUGCUUGCCGUGUCCUUUGAUACCGUGCGGAGCAAUUUCAUUUCUUCCCCAUCGUCACAAUUUCUCCGUGGACCCUUUGGAAAUGACAUCCGGUGCAAUAGAUGGCCGAACAGAGUAUGUCGGUUACCGCUGUUUGUAUCCGCGCUGUAAUGAACGCCGCGAGGACUACUUUGCGCUGGCCAUGCACGUGGAGUCCACUCAUACCACGCCCGAAGAGAUCAAGCGAAUGGUAUUCCGAGAUCGACAUGGAAAUGUUGCAGGAAUUCCUCCGCAUUCGCAGUUUCGAUAUUUUCCCGAAGUCGGGAUGUCACCCAAGGAGGUACAGGAGAUCAUAGCCAGCGUUCUGGCGGAAGAAUACAAGCCCGAUCCGCUGCUGUCGUCCGCUCAAGGCAUCGGCUGCACCAUGCCAGCGCCGUUGGAACCAUACUCAGCGGCCAUGCACAUGGCGCCGCAUUAUGCGCUGACGAACCCGUCCACUGCGGCCACGGCACAGCCUUAUAUCCCGACCAAUUUGGCAUACACUGCCACCCCCUAUCAGCCGUUGCAUCCGGUCUCAUAUCCGGGACAGAUCGUUGCUCAACCGGCGUCCAUCCGGACAUCCAGUAAGCAGCUGGAUUUGCCUCUGGACAAACUGUAUCAAGCCACGAAACACCUGAAGUCCGGCGACCAGGCGGAAGCGGCACAGGCUGUCUUGAAAAUACUGAUCAACAAAAAGAAGCGACUGCGGGACGAACAGGACGAGGAGGAUGCGCGCCAGUCGUCCGUGCGCACAAUCUGGACACCGAACAAUACUGCCAGUUCUUUAGCGGAAAGCAGUGCUGUUUAUACGAGUACUGCCAGUACGGCUGCGGCACCUGCUUUGCAGCAUCAGAAUUCAUCUCUGGGAAUGCCCACAGCGAAUGCUGUGAAUACCGUUGGAAGCGCUGUCUCAUCGGUGGCCGGAUUUCGGAUGACCACUCCGCUGCAGUACACGUACCGUCCGGCUAAUCCUCCGGGAACAGUGUAUGUCAGUACCGUUCCGGUCAGCGGUGGUCCUCUGCGAUUUGUAAGUGCGGGAGUUGGAAAGGCACCGGUCAAUGUUCCUCUGGUUUAUCAGACACCCACUUCCUCAGUGGCAAGGAUGCUGUCCGUUACUCCGGCGCAGUCACCGGAUUCUGGACGCGGGUCGGAAUCGUCAGCUGAAGACAGUUGUUCUAACCAACUGAGUCCUGCUAAUAUGACGGGUACGACCUUAUCAACCUAUGCUCCAAGUACGGCAUCUUCUCGGAAUGUGGAUGACUACGAACUGGAUGAUAACAGUAACAACAGUUGGACUUACGCGGAAAAUUUCUCGGAAGAACAUAUUAUUACGCAAAGUAAGGAGAACGCUGCGAAGCGCCUGAAAAUGGACAACGGGGUCAAUGUGGAUAAGCCAUUUGUUUGCAUAGUGCCCGGAUGCUCCAAACAGUACAAAAACAUGCAGGGUAUUAAAUACCACGCAAAAUCGUCUGCCCAUAAAGUGAAGAAGGCAUACCGGUGCACGUGCGGGAAGAAGUAUGCAACGGAUGCGGAAUACCAAAUUCACGGAAGACUCUGCGCCAGGACACCGGCUGUUCCCGGUCCGCUGGACAGCGUAGCGUUAUCGUUUAACGACCAUUACACACCUUGCACCACAAUGCCGGGAUCUCCAAUGAGUCCACUGGUCUUCGUUGCACAUUCGCCGGUGAAUAUGAUGGCAUCGCCGCUGUCUCCGGGCGUUAGUACACCGACACUGCAGAAAUUGUUAAGUCGUCCGGUGGAGACACCGCGCCCGGUUUUGGAAGGACUGACUAGUCUGGCCGGACCAUUGCCGCCGGCUUCGGUAUUUGCUACUGGACGGACGGAUAUUAAAAUCCCCGUGACCACACCGUCCGCUAAUGUCCUGCUUAACUCCUUGUUGGAUUCAGGGAUUACUUUGUGAUUGGAACGAUGAGACAUUCGGUGGCAUUUUUUGGGAAAGUUUGUGUGUUGUCGUGGAUUUACUGGACCAUAUCGCAGAUUAUCAAAUAGUUACUCAAUCAUUCGGUGCCUCUUUCCGUGACGUUUUCUCCGCCGGUUUUAUUUUGUUAUUGGGUUUUUUUUCGGAUAACGUGGAGUGGAUUAUAUAUUGUUUUUACUUUGUUACCAUCCAUCAGAACCUUGGGUCUUUCGUGAAGAUUUCCCUCAAAACAGAAGUAUCCCUGCACAAAAGACUACACGAAUCUAGUCCACUCCAGCUCGAUGUUAUUUUGCCAGUAUUCUAUGGGAUAAUUAUGCGCUACAAUGAAAUUGAUCAAGAGUGGAUACGGCACUCUUCAUUAUAUUACGUUGGAUCUCGAUUCCGUCCUCAACAGAUGGAAAAGAUGAAUUAUCGGUAGAGCCCUGAACGCUGUAUAUAAAGAUGCUAACACAUUAUCUUAUCCGGGCUUACGGUGUAGUAUGCGCCCAGUGUUGCCAGUUGAAUUAAUACUCUUACUUCAGGUAAGAUCUCGUUAUUGGAGUGCGUCAAGUAAUGUUGCAUCGUUCUACGCAGCCGUGCCAGUAUAUCUUGGCUUGGACUUUCUUGACUUCCUUCGGAUAGCUGUAACUUUCGUUUUUCUGUUUUUAACAUCUAUAGCAAUCUUAUGCCAUUUUAUUGGGUUUCUUUUUUGCUGGUUUUUGGCCGACACAUUUGUCAUCUUGUCGGUCCGUUUCAUGGGUGCGUUUACAGCUUUACAUAAUUUUGUCGAUCGCCUCUACCGAGUAUAGAACUCUCUGUCGGUCUUUGUGCUGUCCAUCGCAUAUUUGUAUCUGUACAAGUAUUUUCUGAUUGUUGUGGUACUUCUUAGCUAUUCUUGUUGUACAUAGCAGCAGACAUAAAAAUUCUUAUAGA
Messenger RNA from Paramacrobiotus metropolitanus, 3211 nucleotides. RefSeq lists its product as uncharacterized. The transcript is spliced from 7 exons. Bases 425 to 2281 code for a protein of 618 amino acids. The record is from RefSeq and is a predicted model, not a curated record. NCBI's taxonomy places the organism in Eukaryota, Metazoa, Tardigrada, Eutardigrada, Parachela, Macrobiotidae. Gene Ontology annotation, cellular component: nucleus.